AUUUGCCCGAUUUUUAAAACCCUGAUUUAAACCUUGGCUGCUAGAAGCAGGUAAAGUCGUUUUUAUUUGUGCGAAAAACACACCCCUCCAUGGGACGCGCGCCCUUCCGUCUUGUUUUUCAAACACUACGAGUACGAAUAACGAACAUUAGAACGAGGUGAGCCGACUACGAAACACAGUUCUUCAAAAUGGACCACGAUUCCGCCAUUAUCACCGAAGAAGAAGCAUCAUCUCUUCAGCAAAAGGAACCACCGAGGAUCCAUCGUCUCCAUGAGUCGGUGGUGAACAGGAUUGCCGCCGGCGAGGUCAUUCAGCGUCCUAUCUCUGCUGUGAAAGAGCUCGUGGAGAACAGCCUCGAUGCUGGCUCUACCUCCAUCAGUGUCAUUGUCAAGGACGGAGGUCUGAAGCUUAUUCAGGUCUCCGAUGAUGGCCAUGGUAUACGAUAUGAAGACUUGUCGAUUCUCUGCGAGAGACAUACUACUUCAAAACUAUCGGCAUUUGAAGACCUUCAGACCAUCAAAUCGAUGGGGUUCAGGGGAGAGGCGUUGGCCAGCAUGACGUACGUUGGCCAUGUUACUGUGACAACGAUAACUGAGGGCCAAUUGCAUGGUUACAGGGUUUCUUAUAGAGACGGAGUCAUGGAGCAUGAACCAAGACCUUGUGCUGCCGUUAAAGGAACUCAGGUUAUGAUUGAAAAUCUAUUCUAUAAUAUGGCUGCUCGUAGGAAAACACUGCAGAACUCUGCCGAUGAUUAUUCCAAAAUAGUGGAUGUAAUUAGUCGGUUCUCAAUUCAUCAUACAAAAGUUAGCUUCUCUUGCAGAAAACAUAGUGCGGCCAGAGCAGAUGUUCACUCAGUUGCCACAUGCUCAAGGCUUGAUGCGAUCAGGUCUGUUUAUGGUGUAGCAGUUGCUCGUGAUAUAAUGGAAGUAGCAGCAUCAGAUGAUGAUCCAUCUGGAUCAAUCUUCAAGAUGGAUGGUUAUAUAUCCAGUUCAAAUUACAGUGCAAAGAAGACAGUGAUGGUGCUUUUUAUCAAUGAUAGAUUGGUUGAGUGCAGUGCCCUUAAGAGAGCUAUCGAAGUUGUUUAUGCCGCAACUCUUCCAAAAGCAUCAAAACCCUUCAUUUAUAUGUCUAUUGUACUACCACCUGAGCAUGUGGAUGUGAAUGUACACCCAACAAAGAAAGAGGUAAGCCUUCUGAACCAAGAAAGUAUCAUUGAGAAUAUACAAACUACGGUGGAAUUGAAGUUAAGAAACUCCAACACAUCAAGAACGUUUCACACACAGACAGUAUAUCCCUUUGCAUCUGAUAGUCUUGGUUCAAACAGGAAUACUGAGCUUAGUCCCUUAAAGGAUGGAUCAAGAUCUCAGAAAGUUCCAGUCAAUAAAAUGGUCAGAACAGAUUCACUGGAUCCCAGUGGAAGGUUGCAUGCUUACUUGCAAGUUAAGCCUCCUAGACAACCUGAAGGGAAUACUGACUUGACCACUGUGCGGUAGGACUUUUGUUUCUCUA
Messenger RNA from Macadamia integrifolia, 1509 nucleotides. RefSeq names its product DNA mismatch repair protein MLH1. The record is from RefSeq and is a predicted model, not a curated record. Gene Ontology annotation, molecular function: ATP binding; ATP hydrolysis activity; mismatched DNA binding. Lineage: Eukaryota; Viridiplantae; Streptophyta; Magnoliopsida; Proteales; Proteaceae. Gene Ontology annotation, biological process: mismatch repair. The transcript has 9 exons. Gene Ontology annotation, cellular component: MutLalpha complex. The coding region runs from base 189 to 1493 and encodes 434 amino acids.